AUGGCCUCAACCGGCUUAGUUGAAUCAUUCGUUUCAGCGGUGCAAGCCAGCCUCUCGGUGCUUCUGGUCAUCAGCUAUGGCGGCAUUGCCGCUUAUCUCAACUUGCUCGACUCCAAAACCACAAAAGCAAUUUCCAAGAUAUGUGUGCGAAUGUUUCUGCCAGCCUUGUUGAUGGUUCAAAUCGGCUCAGAGCUACACGCAGGCGCAGCACAUCGAUAUUUGCUCAUCUUUGCAUGGGCUCUGAUAUGUCAUGCUAUCUCCUUUCUCAUUGGCAUCUUUGCCCACCUGUUCAUGGGAAUGCCUGACUGGAUUACGGCUGCGAUCAUGUUCAACAACACGACCAGCUAUCCACUCCUACUGAUUGCAGCCUUGCAAGACACUGGGGUGUUGGAAGCUCUCAUAAUGCCCGAUGAAACCGCGCGCCAAGCCGUGGAAAGGGCAAAAUCGUAUUUUCUGGUCUUCGCCACCGUUUCUAGUUGUCUCACUUUUGCCGUCGGCCCUCGCCUCAUUGAUUCUGAACAUGGCCACGACUCUGACAAAAUCUCCCAAGACUCAGAAUCGCACAGCAGCGGGGAUGUUACCCAGGCAGAUGAAACCACAGGCCUCCUGCCGCAACGAGAAUCUCUGGUUCAAUUCUCCGAUCCGUUUAGACAAAAUUCAUUCUUCCCAUCUCUGAGAAAGAGAUCCCAGACAAGGGUGAGGCUGCUGCCGGAUCGCAGGGCCUCGGUUGUCCCACAAAAGCAUUGGGCCACUCUCGGUCCAAGGUCAAAAUGGUGGCUGUUGUUCAUCUCUGACUUUUUCAAUGCUCCCCUUUUGGGAGCUGCAGUUGGAGCUAUAAUUGGUCUAGUACCCGCAUUACAUCGUGCCUUUUUCAACAGUACGAAAGAUGGCGGGAUAUUCACGGCCUGGCUGACGUCGUCUUUACGCAGUAUUGGCGGUCUCUUCGUCCCUUUGCCCGUGGUGGUUGCUGGCGUGUCACUCUUCAAUUCAUGGCGAGACGCGAGGAGCUCUGGUACAAACAGUCGGCAGAUUCCCUGGAUUACAGUCGUUUUCAUUCUGGUGAUACGCUUUGUCAUAUGGCCACUAGCCUCAAUAUCUCUCAUCUAUGCUCUUGCGUCUAAAACGAACCUCCUAGGAUCUGAUCCCAUGCUGUGGUUUGCAUUGAUGCUGAUGCCAACGGGGCCACCGGCGAUGAAAUUAAUUACUCUUGUUCAAGUCAGCAAUGCAAGCGAGGAAGAUGAGAAGACAAUUGCCGAGUUGCUCACAAUCUCAUACCUUCUAUCGCCAAUUUUGUCUCUGACUGUGGUGGGAAGUCUCCGAGCCGCGGAGCUGGCAGUUUGACUGAAUGAUGUUCACAACAUGAACAAGAUUUGGAAACCAAAAAGACCCGCUUGCACCGUUCGUGUCAAACUCCACGCCCAUGGCCUUCCCAACCUGCAUCGUAUCUGGCGUACCUCAAUAUACCAGUCAAUGGGAUGGCGGGAUGAAGGCUUCAGCUGUCAUCCUCAGGUCAAUAUGACUCGAGAGGCUAUCGACGUCAAAACAAAACUACCAUCCCCAAACUUUCUUGUACCUUUGGGCACUACAUUCCGACAUUAGUCUUGAUUUGGGGCCGCAUAAUUGCACUCCAAGAAGGCUUCUUCAACACUACUCGGCAUUCAGAAUCAAUAGUCCAGGCGCUCUAUCUGUCUCAUCACCCUUGCCAGGAGUAUCGGCCACUUCUGCUUGAGUUGAGAACAAUCAUCCAAUACAUCAACGCCAUGAAGGCUCCAAGGCCGACGAAGGCAAUCCCAAUAGGGCCACCGCACUUCUCGCUACGGAAAACACCAUGUUCUCAUUCAAGACUUCCGUCGUCAUUGAUUGGCGGCAAUUGCGUUGAUCUCUGAGAAGUUCUAAGUUCAUCGUCCGCACUGUCUGCGGAGCCCUUGAACGACCGACGACACGUAAAACCCCAGUAUUUGGAUUCAGCAUAAACCCGGAAAUUGUCUGCAUUAUCGACCGAUCGAAUUUGUUGCGCAUGAAACGACCCAUACCCAUCGGGUGGAUUGGGUCCCUGAAAGUCACCAAUUUGAGGAAUUCCCACCGAAUUCUCUUCUACUAUAUGGUCAAAGUAGGGCACAUCCUGAAAUAGCCCAUACCAGUGCAGCAUCUCGUGCAGAAGGAUCCCUCCGGGGGAUGUCAUAUACUCGGAGUCAUGGUCGCCAAUACCGUCGCAGCCCCAACCAGGUUCUCCGCGCUUGGAGGGAUCUGAUGGGUUCUCAAUCUCUGAAAGACUGGGAUAUCGCCAGAUUGUGUCGCAGAGAGAAAUAUAGGCCCAGUCGCCAAGUGCUCGACUCGUGUAACAAAAUGCAGCGGUCGUUGAUGAUGUACUGCAAUGUUUUGCACUUUCAGGAAUAUCAGGAUGAUCCCCAAGACUGAUCUCGAGCUUCGAGAACAUUGGGUUCAGGCUUGUAAAAGCCUCGCUGGAAAGGAGCUCUAGGGAUGUAUUCUCGUCAAGUUCAAUCUCAAGCGGCAUAUUGGCCAGAGUUUUGAAUAUAUUGUGCACGAAAACAGCAUCCAAAGCUGUGAAAUAUCGCUGAUACACCUGCCAGCAGAAGUUAGCAUUUGUGGUUAUGGAAGAUUAUCAAAGCCAGAGAUUAUUGCAGGGACCUAAUCAAUGCACUGACCUCUUCGCAAGGAUCGAAUGUCGCAGCGGCAACCCUCGCUAGCUUCACAGCA
Messenger RNA from Exophiala mesophila, 2718 nucleotides. RefSeq lists its product as uncharacterized. The transcript has 2 exons. Bases 1 to 1341 code for a protein of 446 amino acids. Gene Ontology annotation, cellular component: membrane; endoplasmic reticulum. NCBI's taxonomy places the organism in Eukaryota, Fungi, Ascomycota, Eurotiomycetes, Chaetothyriales, Herpotrichiellaceae. Gene Ontology annotation, biological process: transmembrane transport. The record is from RefSeq and is a predicted model, not a curated record.